UUUUCACCAAUGAGCAGCUUAAGCAGCUCUGUCACGGGCAUUAAUAUUAUGCUUCAAAACAAUGCACCCCCCCUUCUUCGGGUCUCGUUCCCUCACAAAUGCCUUUCUUUCUUCCAUAAGAGUAUUAUCCAAAGAUUUCUCAUGUGCCCAAAGCAGUUCUGUAUUACAAGCACCUCUUCUGCUAAGGCCCUCAGUGAACAGGUUCAACAAACCAGCACAAUGCUUCAAUAAGACCCUACAUCAUUGUGAAAUCGAGGAGGGAUUUGAUUGUGGGAAUUCCUGAAAACAUCAGAUUUGAAAGGUUUCCAUGUCAGUACGUAUUAACAUUUGCUCAACAUGUUUUUUCAGCCAGCACGAUCUCCUCCAGGUGACCAAAAACCCACUUCUAAUCCUGGAAGCAGCAUGGAUACACAGUAUGUCUACGACCUUUUAGGGGAAAAUGCUUGGUUGUACAUCAGUGCCACCUUUGUGGUGCUGUGGAUUCUUGUGUGGCUGUACAGAGACAGCCUAGAGAUUGAGAACAUCACUGACAAGUACGUCUUUGUGACCGGCUGCGACUCUGGGUUUGGAAACUUGCUGUGUAAGAAGCUCGAUCGAAAAGGUUUCCGUGUGCUGGCUGGCUGUCUCACAGAAAAGGGAGCUGAUGAUCUGAAGCGGGUGGCAGGGCCUUAUUUGAAGACUGUCCUGCUGGAUGUGACCAAUCAGGACAGCAUCCAGAAAGCCAUGGAGUAUACCAAGGAGGUGGUUGGCGAUAAGGGGCUUUGGGGUAUUGUGAACAAUGCUGGACGCUCAUUACCCAUGGGCCCUUCAGAGUGGAUGAAAGUGGAGGAUUUCCACAGUACACUGAAAGUCAACAUGAAUGGAGUGAUCGCCAUGACGAUGACUUUCCUGCCUCUCAUCAAAAAGGCCCGAGGCCGCAUUGUAAACGUAGCAUCAGUACUCGGUAGAGUGGCUGCAAACGGUGGUGGAUACUGCAUCUCCAAGUUUGCAGUGGAGUCUUUCUCUGACUGCCUCAGGAGAGAUAUAAACUACUUUGGAGUCAAUGUAUGCAUCAUUGAGCCGGGGUUUUUCAAGACUGCAGUGACGAGCCUCGACCCCCUCGAGAGGGAGCUGCAUCGCUUGUGGAACCAGCUCAGCCCUGAAGUCCAAGCCAGCUAUGGAGACAAGUACCUUGAUAAGUACAUCAAGGUCCAGCGGUUGAUCAUGAAUGCUAUCUGUGACUCUGACCUGACCAAGGUGACCAGCUGCAUGGAGCAUGCUCUGACAGCGGCCUACCCACGCAGCAGAUACAGCGCCGGCUGGGAUGCCAAGCUUAUCUGGAUCCCCCUCUCUUACAUGCCUUCCUGUGUGGUUGAUAUUGGCCUGAAGCUGGUGCUGCCUCGUCCUUCAAAGAGUGUGUAACUCGUGAUGACUUUGAAGAAAUGUCUUCAAAGUCAUAAGCCUUUUCUAUGUCAUUUUAUGUCAUUUUGUGUCAUUUUGACGCAGUACAGAGGCUGAAUUAAAAAAAAAAAUAUAUAUUGUGCCUUUCAAAAUACCCAUAUUCUUUAUCUGCACUGGCAAUGCAAUGAUCUGAUGUUGCAGUUAUUAUUAUAUUUAUAUGUGCAUGAUCUGCCAUGUAAAAGUAUUUUUCCCUUUGUAAUGUCUGCUUGAUAGACAAUAUGAAAGCAAAUAAUGAAAGUGUACAGUAAAAUUUACUGUAUAAAUAUUUUGUUUGUUAACACUAUGCAGUGCCUUUUGACACUGAUAUUUAUGAAUGCUGUUAA
Seriola dumerili (greater amberjack) is the source of this 1763-nucleotide messenger RNA. RefSeq names its product retinol dehydrogenase 5 (gene rdh5). Gene Ontology annotation, molecular function: oxidoreductase activity. The record is from RefSeq and is a predicted model, not a curated record. The coding region runs from base 337 to 1401 and encodes 354 amino acids. The transcript has 5 exons. NCBI's taxonomy places the organism in Eukaryota, Metazoa, Chordata, Actinopteri, Carangiformes, Carangidae.